UAAAUUCUCCCACGAGUGAUUUCGGCGAGCAGUGGAGCGGCGGGCGCUCCAACAGAGAGAGGAAAAGGUGACGUAGUAAAACUCACUCCGGAAACUCCAAGCGAUGGGAUCGCGCGCGAAGAACGUGUCCUUACGCGAAGUUCUGGCGCGAGCAUGUUUUCGGAGAUUGUCCUCGGAGUGAUUCGCUCUCGUGCAUAAAACUGGAGGAAUCUGGCCAUUCCGGACCAGUCACAAGUGCACGAUCGUGCGCGGUGAACGAUCAACGGAACUCGAUAUUUUGGCAGUUCGUCGUAAACACGAAACCGCGUCUAUUUUUUCACUUGUGUUUUUCACCGUACUUAUUUAAGGGCUUUUCCGAGGGGAGAGAAAAUCGUCGAAGAUGCUGAAAUACGGUGCCUCCGUUCUGUUCGUCACUUUAGCCGUUACCGGCGUUAAUAGCUUCACUUUUCCGGAUGACUCCGCUCCAAGGACGUGGGGUGGUCGAGGAUACGACGAAGAUGAUUACGACGAUUCAGGAUCGUACGGGUAUCGCCCAUCGAAUUAUGAUCAUGGUUACCAUCAUGGGUACAACGAUAAUGAUUAUGGCAACUUUGGGGACUUCGGAGAAGGAUAUGGUGGCCAUGGGUAUGGCAACCAUGGAUAUGGUCACGGGGAUCUGGAUCGGCGUCCGAGCUACGGUGGUGUAAUCGGUCAGAGCGAGUCAAACGCUCAAGCUCACUCGUCAGGACACGGUGACGCCGGAGCUCAUUCUCAAAGCGGCUCGCAAUAUUUCAACGAUUUUUCACAGAACCAUGGACACGCUGGAUCUCGAGGGCGCCCUUUUCCGGCCGCUCAAUAUCCUUAUGAUGCAGGCCAUCAUUUGGGAGGUUCGAGUGCCUCGAGCGCGGCCUCGGCGAGUUCCGGCGUAGGGCAUGGGUUCGGGGGUGCUAGCGCUGCCGCAGCAUCAGCUUCUUCGUCCUCUUCUUCCGGUGGUUUUGCCAACAGACCGAGUCGGCCUUGGUUCCUCAGGAGCGGGGCAUCCGACGACGAUUCCGACGGCGGUGAACACGACGACUCUUCAGAGCCAGACAAUGACGGAAUCGCCUUUGACGAUCAAUGAAAACUUUUUGUGAUGUCGGUACGACUGUCGAAUCGCAUGCGAUCAAAAACCUUCGCGAAUCAUCGUUUUCGCUCGGUGCCAACAUAAAACUGGCUUUUGAUGAUACACUUUCACCGUUUACGGAAAUAAUACUCUGCCGGUCAGUGAUAAAAGCGACGAAACCGAUUCCAUGAGAAAAUUCUAUGAUUUCGUGUGGAAAAAAAUCCAACGCGUUCCAUCGAACCGAAACAAUUGACGAACCAUCAUUUUUCAUACGAAAAA
This is a messenger RNA of Venturia canescens, 1360 nucleotides long. RefSeq names its product glycine-rich RNA-binding protein 3, mitochondrial-like. The transcript has 4 exons. NCBI's taxonomy places the organism in Eukaryota, Metazoa, Arthropoda, Insecta, Hymenoptera, Ichneumonidae. Bases 380 to 1099 code for a protein of 239 amino acids. The record is from RefSeq and is a predicted model, not a curated record.